AUGAAAAUUUAUUAUGUUAGACAUGGACAAUCUAUGAAUAAUGUUAUUAAUGAUCUUACAGAUUAAGAAUAUGAAAAUCUUCGUUAAUUAGAUCCAUAAAUCUCUGAAUAAGGUAUAAAAUAGGUUAAAUUAUUGACUGAUUAUCUUAAAUCAAGAAAAAUUGAGUUUGAAGAAAUUAGAUGUUCACCUUAAUAAAGAGCAAUUUAAACAGCAUAAUUAAUUAAUGAAGUAUAUAAGGUUCCUGUUAAAAUAUAAUAAAAUUUACAUGAAAAAGGUGGUAAUUAACUUUAAAAUAAAGGUAUUCCUGGAUUAACAAGAAAGUAAAUAUUUAGAAUAUUAAUAGAGAGUUUUAAAAUAAAUAUCCAGAGUUUGAAAUAGAUGAAAUAAUUCAAGAUGCAGGAUGGUAUUUUUAAGAUAAAAGAGAAACUGAUGAAGAAUGCAGAUAAAGGGCAGAAAAAGUAAUUCAAGAUUUGCAUAAUGAAAAAAAAAAGUCUAUAUUAAUAAUUGGACAUGGAAAUUUUAUGGAUAUGGUAAUGGGCACUGUUUGUGGAAGAGCAUAAAACUCAAAAUAUUUUUAUUAUCAUUAAAAUUGUGGAAUUACAUUACUUAAAAAUGAUGGUUAUGGAUUUGAAAUUGAUUUUUAUAAUGAUUAUUCCUUUCUCGAGAUGCAUUACCUUAAAACAGGGGAAGACUUAAUUUUAAAAAGACUUGCAAAUUAUAAAGGAAAAAUUUGAA
Messenger RNA from Paramecium pentaurelia, 735 nucleotides. The record is from the annotation of a GenBank genome assembly. NCBI's taxonomy places the organism in Eukaryota, Ciliophora, Oligohymenophorea, Peniculida, Parameciidae.